Molecule: messenger RNA, 1806 nt
Organism: Oryzias latipes (Japanese medaka)
Lineage: Eukaryota; Metazoa; Chordata; Actinopteri; Beloniformes; Adrianichthyidae
Gene: vdac2
Product: voltage-dependent anion channel 2
Biological process (GO): monoatomic anion transmembrane transport
Cellular component (GO): mitochondrial outer membrane
Molecular function (GO): voltage-gated monoatomic anion channel activity
Source: RefSeq, a predicted model, not a curated record
GGGGAGCUGAUAGGUACUGGUUUGGUUGCAGAGCAGUCUCCUUCAGCUCGCCCUCCAGCCGGUGACGCCUGCCCUAACAGAGUGGCGUGACAUACACCUCUAAUAAAACCAUUUCAGCUUUUUAAUAACUCUUCCUCCAACUGUCGUGAUGGCCGUGCCCCCUGCAUAUGCUGAUCUGGGCAAGUCUGCCAAGGACAUCUUCGACAAAGGCUAUGGUUUUGGUGUGGUGAAGCUUGACGUGAAGACAAAGUCAGCUAGUGGCGUGGAAUUCAAAACAUCUGGCUCUUCCAACACUGACACCAGCAAGGUCUCUGGUACUCUGGAAACCAAAUACAAGAGGGCCGAGUACGGUCUGACCUUCACCGAGAAGUGGAACACUGACAACACAUUGGGAACCGAAAUCACAAUUGAAGAUCAGAUUGCAAAGGGACUGAAGUUGACUUUUGACACAACCUUCUCACCAAACACUGGCAAGAAAAGCGGGAAGGUGAAGGCUGCCUACAAGCGCGAGUACGUCAACUUGGGCUGCGACGUUGACUUUGACUUUGCUGGACCUACCAUCCAUGGAAACGGCGUCGUCGGCUACGAGGGUUGGCUCGCCGGUUACCAGAUGAGCUUCGACACGGCCAAAUCCAAAAUGAUCCGAAACAACUUUGCCAUUGGCUACAAGACUGGAGACUUUCAGUUACACACAAACGUCAAUGAUGGAUCUGAGUUUGGGGGCUCGAUUUACCAGAAGGUGAGCGACAAGCUGGAAACGGCGGUGAGCCUGGCGUGGACCGCUGGCAGCAACAGCACUCGCUUCGGCAUCGGAGCCAAAUACCAGCUGGACAAAGACGCUUCCAUCAGUGCUAAAGUGAACAACAAUAGCCUUGUUGGUGUUGGUUACACUCAAACUCUCAGACCAGGUGUCAAACUCACCCUGGCCGGCCUGGUUGACGGGAAGAGCAUCAACGCCGGAGGCCACAAACUGGGUCUGGGCUUGGAACUGGAAGCCUAAGGGUUUCUCAUACUGCAAGGGACAAGGGAAGAUCACACGAAUCUGGCCUUAAAUGUAUGUCCAACUCAAUCCGGCGAGGAGAGAUUGUUUCAAAGGCUACAGCCGCACUUCAGCCUAGUGAUUUGGCUCAUCAGUGCAUUCAACUUUUGCUGACUUUUUUUUACUUUAUAGUUUUAAAAGUCAGUUUUUGGUUUAUUAUUUAUGAACGACUUGUUUCCAAUGAAACACUGCCGUAGUAAUGAAACCGUGUGUGUCACCAACAAGGUGCGGCUUAGUUGGGAUAAUUCCAGGCACUCCAUUGUCGUUGUUUUUAACUUCUCCAACAUGUGACGGCAUUAGUUUGUGGACUUUUGUUGUCCAGAGUUGUCAAACUUUCUCAGAUUUUUACACCAUAAUGUCUAAUAUCAUCUGACAGCAGUCAAUUCUAAAGCUUCUGAACCACACUAGACGUUUUCUUCUGGCUUCUAUUUAAGUAUCCUCCCCGUUUGUGUCGCACUGACAACACUGAAGUGUCGACUGUUGGGAUUUUGGUUUUAGAAACUUUGGGAGAAGUUGACUGAACAAGGCUUACUGUUUUCUUUUAAUUGGUGACAGCAAAUAGUUGGGGGUGGGGACUCGCAUAGUUCUGAUGAUGAUGAUGAUGAUGAUGAUGAUGCCAAACUCUUCUCUAUAGAGGGUGUAACUUAAAGCUGCAUACGUACACUCUCAAGCUGCUUCCCUGUUCUGGGUGGAGACGGUCCACUGGAGGUCUUGGAGGUCCUUAUAAGUAUGUAAACCUUUUCAAUAAAGUCUUUGAACUCCACAAA